AUGGGUGUGUCUGGAUGGGCUUUUAGGGGUGAUGUAGAGGCCCAAUGCGGGGCAACACCAGUAACUUCGCCUUUUUCCCUUCUCCAGUGGGAGGAAGGGUUCAUUCCUUCAAAGGACGAGCAACAGCCCGCGUGGGGCGCCGAGCACCAACAGCUGCAAUACGAAGGGAGAGAUAGAGAAGUUGCGUGGGCGGGUGUUGGUGGUCAAGGCAAGGGGAGCAGCGGCGGCAAGAGAACGAAGGUGCAAAUGGCACGGCGAAAUGCCUUUGAGGGUCGUCGGAUGUGCCUCCGAAAGGCCCCAAAGGAUCAUACGCUGCUGGGGCUUUGUAUCAUGUACUGCGGCACAGGCUACCGCGGACUGCAGCUGCAGACCCACGCCCCCACGCACCACACUGUGGAAGGGGUCUUGAUUCAGGCAUUGAAAGAUGUUGGUCUCGUUGAGGCGAUUGAGCGGGGCCGUGUGCAGGGCGACAUGCACCACUUUGCGCGCUCUUGUCGUACAGAUCGUGGCGUGCAUGCAGUGCGGAACAUCGUCUGCCUUUUUGUUCCCACGGAACGGCUUGAGGCGUUGGGCGGGUGCGAUAAACUAAAAGAGGCAUUAAACACGAAACUGCCCUUAACGAUACGAUUGGCGCGGGUGACGCCUUUGAUGGGAAAUUUUAUUCCACGCUUUUCUUGUAAUCGGCGCGUGUAUCACUAUUUGAUACCGGCCUAUGCUCUCGUGGCACCCUGCGACCAGUGGACGAGUUUCUUUGAGAAAUUCCCGCAGGCGGCGGAAUCGCUGCAGCGGUGUUCGAAAGACGGGCGCUCUUCUUGGGAUUUUUCCCCUGCCGAGUCGGAGCCGUGGGCGGCGGCGUUGUCUGCCGCCGUGACGCGCGGCAACGAGCUUCUCCUUCGUUUCCUGGUGGGGACCCACCGCUUUCACAGCUUUUCCGUCGAUGCGUCUCAGCGUGGCGGGAGUGCGUGGAACCGCAAGGUGAUUUCGCCGUGCAGCAAUGAGGCCGUGCGAUCCGUGUACCGCUGCGAGAUUGCCCCGCGCGUCUUCCUGCUGCCGCAGGCCACCACAGGGUUGACUCGGGCGGAGUUUCAAGCCGCACUGCAGACGGUGAUGGAGGAUGCCUCGCUUGCGUCGUCACUGCCGCCACUGUUGGCGGCCGCCGCGGCUGCCGACGCCGCCUCCGUGAACAGUGUCCCAGCAGACGUUCCUUUGCCCUUUGUUGUCCUGCAGAUUGAGGGCAACUCGUUCCUUUUCAACAUGAUACGAAAGAUUGUUGGCACGUUAAUUGCCAUUUUGCGGGGCGCCAGAGAGACGCUCUUUGCGGAGGCCUUGUCACCCGACCGACGUGUUGUCUGCCCACUGGCACCCGGGCCGUACUUGUACCUGUUUCUCUCCACCUAUCGCCGCUACGACACGGGUGUGCGUGGCAGCCGCUCUGCACGCUUCCGCCCGAUCGCGGAGGAGUGGCGUGGCGACGUCGCUGCAGCGGCCACGGCCUUCGCCCAUUCCGCGGUGGCGGCGGAUGUCGUUGAUCUUGACUUAAACCGCACCCCGGCCAUCGGCACUCUGCUUGCCGCCCGCGACCUCGCACGGCGGGCUACACGCCCGUGCUGGGAGGCGGAGGACUGCCACCUUGCCGCCCUGAAGGAGCACCGCCCUGCCGCGGUGGAGCCGCACCCGCCUCGCUCGGAGAUGACGGCGUUCCUGCGCUCCCUGCGGGUGCACAAUUGGAGCAUUGAGGCUGUAAAAUGCCCUGCCACCGCGCCCGCAAAGAAGGGCGGCAGGGAACAAAAGCCCCCCGGCAAGGAGGAGGAGCGGACGCAGAAAACGAACAAGCGACCGAGGGAGGCGCAGGAGGCAGGCGCGGCGGCUGAGGAGGGAGGCCUGCAAAACGUCCAACAGCCGUGCGUGGAGGCGCGUGGGGACGGCAGCGGUGAGUCACCCGCGUUGCAGGCGACGCCGAAUAGUGGUGAGGCCCACGUCGAGAGGAAGCCGAUGCCGAACAAUAGCGGCCGCGGCGAUGACGGCAAGGAAGAAGAAGAAGACGACGACGACGGUUGGAUUUAUGUUGCCGCAACGGAGGCGGCGGCAAGGAGCAAACGCCGCGAGUACCACCAAAGGCGAAGGCAGCGUGCGCGUGCGUGGGAGCACAACGAGCCCGCCAGGGAGGGGGCGGUAAACGACUGGGACAGUGAAGGGGGAGGCAGCGAGUAG
This is a messenger RNA of Trypanosoma conorhini, 2211 nucleotides long. RefSeq names its product putative pseudouridylate synthase I. Gene Ontology annotation, molecular function: RNA binding; pseudouridine synthase activity. The record is from RefSeq and is a predicted model, not a curated record. Gene Ontology annotation, biological process: tRNA pseudouridine synthesis; mRNA pseudouridine synthesis. The transcript has a single exon. Gene Ontology annotation, cellular component: cytoplasm; nucleus. Bases 1 to 2211 code for a protein of 736 amino acids. Lineage: Eukaryota; Euglenozoa; Kinetoplastea; Trypanosomatida; Trypanosomatidae.